AUGUCAGGCCUUGUUUCCUCCAGCCGCGAAGUUGCUGUGCUCGUUGUGGCCGCCGAGCCGGCUGCGAAGAAAGCUCAAAACUCCCCCGCCAUCUCCCUAAUUGCUGGCGGAAGUGCUGGAGCAGUCGAGGCAGCUGCAACAUACCCAUUUGAGUAUGCAAAAACUAGAAUUCAGCUAGAGCGAAAAGCUAGGGGUGUAUCAGUAAAUCCUUUUACAGUGCUUAUUCAAGCAGUGAGGGAUAAUGGUUUCCGUUCGAUAUAUACCGGUUGCUCGACGUUAAUACUGGGCACGACGUUCAAAGCCUCAGUGCGUUUCUUAUCUUUUGACUUUAUUAAAAACACAUUAGCCGAUGAGACGGGCCGCUUGACUCCUGGUCGGGGGAUUCUUGCUGGCAUGAUUGCAGGAUGUGCGGAGAGUCUUAUAGCAGUGACUCCCACAGAGCGUGUAAAGACAGCACUAAUUGACGACGCAAACUCUGCCGUUAGACGGUAUCGGGGAGGUAUACACGCCACGGGCAUGAUUAUUCGAGAAGCAGGGGUUUCGGAAUUAUACCGCGGGCUACUAUCAACUACUCUGAAGCAGUCCGCAACUUCUGCAGUCCGCAUGGGCUCAUACAACGUGCUGAAAGAUCUGUGCGCAGAGAACAAUGUCCCGAGAAAUAGCGUUGUGACUUUCGCUACCGGUGCUGUUGCAGGUGUCAUAACAGUAUACGCCACUCAGCCCUUCGAUACGAUGAAGACGAAGUCGCAGAGCGCGCGGGGAGCAAGUACUAUGGAAGCUUGUAGGAUGGUAUUUGCCGAAAGUGGCAUCAGAGGGUUCUGGAGAGGGAGCAGCAUGAGACUGGCGCGACUCGUUUUCAGUGGCGGCAUCGUCUUUACAAUAUAUGAGAAAGUCACCGCGCUAUUGACAAGGUAG
Messenger RNA from Trichoderma virens Gv29-8, 915 nucleotides. RefSeq lists its product as uncharacterized. Gene Ontology annotation, biological process: mitochondrial citrate transmembrane transport. The transcript has 4 exons. Bases 1 to 915 code for a protein of 304 amino acids. The record is from RefSeq and is a predicted model, not a curated record. Lineage: Eukaryota; Fungi; Ascomycota; Sordariomycetes; Hypocreales; Hypocreaceae.